GUCGACACACAGUCUGUUUUGGUUGAGUUUGAGAUUUCAAACUAAGCCACUCUUCAACUUUCAGCUCAAGUUAGAGAUCCUUAUUUGAGGAUAUCAAUCAUUUAAUUCAAUUGGUUCACAUCCACUCUUAUAGUCAUUGAUUCUGAAUGAACGAUAAGGACAUCAAGCAUUUCAAGGCAUUUAGUAAUCUAAGUCUAAUUGGACCAAGCCUAGUACUCUAAUGGUCGCUGACUGACUGAACGGUCAACAAAGAAAUCCCUAUUGAACAUCAAGCAUUUGGUAAACUCUCUAGAAUUCAAUUCACAAUUGGACGUCUGAACGGUUAGAAAUAACUCAUAGAUCAACUAGAGAUUGAAAUCUAASCCGCUAUGGAUUUGAAGAUUCUACGACUUUUUAUCACUUUUUGUGUGUCGUAUGCACUCCAGCGGUUUGCUUAUGAUGAAGAAACGAAACAAUUCUCGCAAUCAAAAAGAGAAGAACUGAUCUCUUUAUUAGAGGAAUGUUCGGUGAUAGCUCUUUUACUGUUUGAUGCCCAGACGCUUCUCUACAUUUAUGAUACACUUGGUGAGUUAUAUCGUCGCGUACAUCAACCAGCCAAGGCCAUCCAUUCUUACAAAAAUAUGCUAACCCUCAUUUCUGGCACUGGAAAUCCCAAUGUUCUAGAGAUAAAUAUCAACCAAAAUUUAGGAAAUAUCUAUCAAUCAAUGGGGCAAUAUCGCAAAUCAAYCGAAUAUCACGAAAAGAGCCUAAGUAUUGCUCAAGARAUUGGUAACAGACAAGGAGAAGGAAUUGCCUAUAGUAAUUUAGGGAAUGCCUAUAUAUCAUUAGGAGAAUAUCAUAAAGCGAUCGAAUAUCUUGAAAAGUGCCUAAUGAUUGAUAAAGAGAUUGGAGACAGACAAGGAGAAGGAGCUACUUAUGGAAAUUUAGGAAUGGCUUAUCGAUCAUUAGGGGAAUAUCAAAAGGCGAUUGAAUAUUAUGAAAAGAUACUCAACAUUGCAAAAGAGAUUGGUGACAGACGUGGAGAAGGUUCUACUUAUGGAAAUUUAGGAAAUGCCCAUCAUUUAUUAGGACAAUAUCACAAGGCGAUUGAGUAUCUUGAAAAGGCACUGAGCAUUUGUAAAGAGAUUGGUGACAGACAAGCAGAAGGCGCUGCUUAUGCAAACAUAGGGAAUUCCUUUUAUUUGUUAGGAAAAUACCACAAGGCGAUUGAAUAUAACGAAAAGAGACUGAGCAUAGCUAAGGAGAUUAGUGACAGACAAGGAGAAUGCGAUGCUUAUGGAAAUUUAGGGAAUGCCCAUCAUUUAUUAGGAGAAUAUCACAAGGCGAUUGAGUAUCUUGAAAAGAGACUGAGUAUAACUAAAGCGAUGGAUGACAAACGAGGAGAAGCCAAUGCUUAUGGGAACUUAGGAAAUGCCUAUCAAUCAUUUGGACAAUAUCACAAGGCGAUUGAGUAUCUUGAAAAGAGACUGAGCAUUGUUAAAGGGAUUGGUGACAGACGAGGCGAAGGAGAUACUUAUGGAAAUUUAGGAAACGUCUGUAACUCAUUAGGAGAAUUUCAAAGUGCGAUUGAAUAUCAGGAAAAGAGACUGAGCAUUGCUAAAGCGAUAGAUGACAAACUAGGAAAAUCAAAGGCUUAUGGUGGUUUGGGGAAUGCCUAUCAAUCAUUAGGAGAAUAUCACAAAGCGAUUGAGUAUCAUGAAAAGAGACUUGGUAUUGCUAAAGAGAUUGGUGACAGAAAAGGAGAAGGAGCUACUUAUGGAAAUUUAGGAAAUGCCUAUCAAUCAUUAGGAGAAUAUCACAAAGCGACUGAAUAUCAUAAGAAGAGACUGAGCAUUGUUAAAGGGAUUGGUGACAGACGAGGCGAAGGAGAUACUUAUGGAAAUAUAGGGGUUGCCUAUCAGUCAAUAGGAGAAUAUCACAAUGCCAUUGAGUACCAUGAAAAAAACCUAAGCAUUGCUAAAGCGAUUAAUAGCAAACAAGGAGAAGCGAAUGCUUAUGGAAAUUUAGGGAUUGCCUAUCAGUCAUUAGGAGAAUAUCACAAGGCGAUUGAGUAUCUUGAAAAGAGCCUGAGUACUACUAAAGCGAUAGAUGACAAACGAGGAAUGGCACAUGCUUAUGGAAAUUUAGGAAAUGCCUAUCAAUCUUUAGGACAAUAUCACAAGGCGAUAGAGUAUCAUGAAAAAAUGCUGARUAUUGUUAAAGCUAUUGAUGACAAACAUGGAGAGGGAGGUACUUAUGGAAGUUUAGGGAAUGCCUAUCAAUCAUUAGGACAAUAUCACAAAGCGAUUGAGUAUCAUGAAAGGAAACUGAGUAUAGCCAAGACAAUAGGUGAUAAACGAGGAAGAGGAGCUACUUAUGGAAAUUUAGGGAAUGCCUAUGAUUUAUUAGGACAAUAUCACAAGGCGAUUGAAUACCAUGAAAAGAGUCUGAGCAUUGCUAAAGCGAUUGCUGACAGAGAGGGAGAAGCAUCGACUUAUCAUAAUAUAGGUAUUGUGUAUCAGAAAGAAAGCAGAAUUAAAGACCUCGGCAAGUCAAAAGAAUACCUAGAAAACGGCAUACAAUGCUAYGAGAAAUUGUUUGAUGAUUUAAAAGACAAAGACCAAUUCAAGGUUUUCAUUGUUGAUACAUUCAUCUCAGCCUACAAGCUGCUCAGCCAAGUCCACAUUAAAACUGGAAAGGUGGAAGAAGCGCUCAUGGUAUGUGAACGUGGGCGAGCACGUGCUUUGAGAGAYCUCUUAUUCCUUAAAUACAACACUACUGAGAAAGCAGAAUCAAAAGCACUGGAACUUUCAGAUGUAAAAACAAUUUCUUUGCAUUGUGAAGGCUGCAUUCUUUUUUACAAUCUUCAUGAUAACAAGGUAACAUAUGAUUGCUGGAUCAUAUCAUCCCAAAGUCCAUCAACCUUCUAUUAUAAUGAAUUGGACAACAUCGAAGCUUUAGCAACAAUUGUGUUGAAUCUGUCUGAAGAUGAUAAAACAAACAUGAAGACGGGAUAUUUUCAAUAUCUCGUUGACAACAGUUUUCGCCAGCUGCGUCUUAGAGAAGAAAUGAAAUGCGAUGACCAAUCGAUGAACUUACUAGACCAUGAAAACGAGGAGCCUGGAGCCGCUACAAAGUCUUCAAAACGUAGCGAAACUGCCCUCACAGUUUUUCGACAGGUUGACAGAUGGUGCGCUUCCAUGGACGAUGAAGAUGAUAUCGAGCCUCUCGACGUACUCUCCCGUAGACUUCUCUCUCCAGUGAUUAACCAGCUGACGCACGACGAGGUGAUCAUCAUUCCUGACGGUCCCCUAUUCAUGGUGCCAUUUGCUGCUCUUCGAGACCCAGUAACAGGCACCUAUUUGUCGGAAACGAAGCGCAUUCGACUGGCUCCUUCUCUGACGACGCUGAAAAUUCUACAAGAAUCCUCAGACAAAAAUUAUGCUAAGUCAGGGGCGCUGAUCAUUGGAAACCCUACAGGUGAUUUACCUGGUGCAGAGAAAGAAGCUGUCGAGAUUGGUGAACUGCUCGGUGUUCAGCCAUUGAUAGGAAAACAAGCAACAAAAGAAGUAAUUUUGGAUGAGCUAAAGCAAAGUGUGUCCGUGAUUCACUUUGCUGCACAUGGCAGAGAUAAAAGUGGCCAGAUCUUACUGGCUCCUUCUAAUCCUCCGACGAAUUCAUGUCCAGAACAAGAGAAGAACAGCAUAUUGACCAUGAAGGAAGCACAGGAGAGCGGAAUUCGUGCUCAACUGGUUGUGCUGAGCUGYUGUCAYAGCGGUAAAGGUGACAUCAGGUCUGAGGGAGUGGUUGGGAUGGCUCGAGCCUUUCUUGCUGCAGGAGCUCGUGCCGUUGUAGCGUCACUUUGGGCCAUUGACGACACAGCCACAGAGUDCUUCAUGACGAAAUUCUAUUCUCAUCUCAAGAAUGGAGAGAGUGCAAGUAAGAGUCUGCAGCAAGCAAUGAAGGAGAUGAGAGAAAUAGAGGAAUACAAGGAACCAAAAUACUGGGCKGCCUUCUUUCUAAUUGGAGAUGAUGUAACCAUCACAGGUUAAUCGAACAUCAAAGACUGGAUUAUUGAUAGAACAUUUUUAGAACAUUAAUUAGGUUAGUUUUCGACUUUUCAUAAAGAUAAAUGAAUGUACCUGACUGAUAAAGUGGAAAUACUAAAAACAUGACAGAGUAUUUACCAAAUAGUGCUAAAUAGCGCAAUACAUUGUAUAAUGGACAAACGAAUUUGGCAGAAUUCAAUGGGAUUUAGCACUAUUUCAUUAACAGUUAGAGCAAAAAUCACUUAACAUUACCCAUGAUGUAGUCAAUAUAAUUAUAAUAUGUUGACGGUCAAAMUUUUUGCAAAUGACUGUAUGAAAAAAAGGCAAAAUUUCCAAAUUACUUAAGAUACUUAACAAGUAUGGUAAGUGGAGUUCGGGUAGCGCAAUCUAUAGUUAAGUGAAUAGCAUAAAUCAAGGCUGAGUGCACCCCCACUURMUGUAUGAUGACUUGCCUGCUUUUGUGUAAAUYAUUGCGUAACAGUAGAAAUGGGCGCGAAGCCAACGUGUGCAUGAGCUAGCAAGCAAUAUGGAGCUACUAGUGUUAGUUUAGCUUUGCUGAAAUAUCUUAUUUCGUCAUAUUAUCCUCCUACGUUUUUGAAAGUGCAAAUAUUGUGAAAUUCAAUUCGACCAACGGAAAAUCGAAGACUGUGGUCCCGGGACUCUAGUUGGAAUCGAAAGAUUCUUUGAUUUGAUUGGCUCAGGAGUUGCUCAAAACUUCCCAUACAUCAUAUCAUACACUGGAUUCUGGGUUUCCGGCGCAUCGUCUCCAUCCAGAGACUUCGAUUUUCCGUUGGGAAUCUGAGAAAGAUCUGGGUACGAGAAUGAUUUUAACAGUGUUAAUAUUGGAUGUCAAUGUUGUUGUACAUGUGACAUGAUUUUAUUAUCAAUACAUAUGAACAUGAUGAACAUAUUAUCUUUGCU
This is a messenger RNA of Exaiptasia diaphana, 4949 nucleotides long. RefSeq names its product tetratricopeptide repeat protein 28-like. Bases 369 to 4031 code for a protein of 1220 amino acids. Gene Ontology annotation, molecular function: protein binding. Lineage: Eukaryota; Metazoa; Cnidaria; Anthozoa; Actiniaria; Aiptasiidae. The record is from RefSeq and is a predicted model, not a curated record. The transcript has 6 exons.